UCGGUAUCUGGGACGGGUAAAAUACUUGUCAUGGAGUGGAAGCCUACUUGGGGCAGUAGUCUCCAUGCCUUUGCAAAACUCUCCCAGCCUUGCCGAGCAGGAGAUGUAGGUCGUGUAAGAUGGCUGUUGUCCCCGAUUGCGAGUCUUUCCGAUACCGAAUCGCCGCCCUUCCCAAGAUGGGUGCUGGAUGGGGGAGUUGGAGGCCUCCUCUGUCCCAAGAGGGUAUCUAAGGUUUGUAAGUCUGACCAAGACCAGCUCACCAGUACCGCCGAGUAUCUAAAGAUAUUGACGAUGCCUACCUUCACCAGUUCUUUUGUCUUCUCCAAGAUGUGUUCUUUCUCUCCCCACGUGAAGGGGCAGAUAUUUGAACCAUUUUGUCGGUGGUCAAGGUCGUCUGCAAAUGACAGAUUAUUAGGGUGUUGAGUUGCUUUCUCGUCUUGUUGUUGUUGAUCAAGUUGCAUUACGUUCGCUUAUAGCUUUAGUUAAUUCUUGAUUCUGUCCUUAUUUGCAGAGCUAUGCCUUGACUGCAGCUGACUGCGACGUCGACAUCGCGCUGGUGGAAUCCAUAUACCUCCAUGAUUUUUGCGAUGGAUUCAACCGCGACGUUAUUGAAGAAGUUGGCAAAGUCGAGGUAUAACAGUAUAAUG
Guillardia theta CCMP2712 is the source of this 647-nucleotide messenger RNA. RefSeq lists its product as hypothetical. Lineage: Eukaryota; Cryptophyceae; Pyrenomonadales; Geminigeraceae. Bases 31 to 423 code for a protein of 130 amino acids. The record is from RefSeq and is a predicted model, not a curated record. The transcript has 9 exons.